This is a messenger RNA of Branchiostoma belcheri (Belcher's lancelet), 3854 nucleotides long. RefSeq names its product GPI ethanolamine phosphate transferase 3-like. The transcript is spliced from 7 exons. NCBI's taxonomy places the organism in Eukaryota, Metazoa, Chordata, Leptocardii, Amphioxiformes, Branchiostomatidae. The record is from RefSeq and is a predicted model, not a curated record. Bases 87 to 3458 code for a protein of 1123 amino acids. Gene Ontology annotation, cellular component: endoplasmic reticulum membrane. Gene Ontology annotation, biological process: GPI anchor biosynthetic process. Gene Ontology annotation, molecular function: mannose-ethanolamine phosphotransferase activity.
AACCAAGAUGGCUGCGCCCGUAACAAUUUUUCUCGCCAGAGCUGAUUCAGAAUCAUGGACGAUUUUUUGACGGUUCUAAAGACAAGAUGGGUCUCGGAUUGAAAACGUUCGGAUUACUGUUAUGGACGGUGGCCCUUUCUGUCGUAGGGAUCACCCUGUUCACCAAGGGUUUUCUCCUAAACCGCCUGGAAGUCCCCGUGAAGAGCUCGUGCGAGGAGUCGCCCAUCGAAGGGGGAGGGGCGGGCGAAGAAGAGGGAGAAACGCAAAAGAAGGGCUGCUGGGCGAACCGCCACUUCAAAAAAGCCAUCAUCCUAAUCGUCGACGCGCUGAGGUACGACUUCGCGACGUAUAACACCUCUCUGGCGCCCGGAGUCGCCCUGCCUUUUCAGAACAAGUUACCCGUCCUGCACGAGCUCCUGACGUCUCGCCCGGAGAGCGCCGCGCUCUUCAAGUUCCUGGCCGACCCUCCCACCACCACCAUGCAGCGGUUGAAGGGCCUGACCACCGGCAGCCUCCCCACCUUCAUCGACGUCAGCAGCAACUUCGCCAGCUCCGAGGUGACGGAGGACAACGUCAUCCACCAGCUGGCCGGAGGAGACAGGAAAGUCAUCUUCAUGGGCGACGAUACCUGGACAGGCCUGUACCCCAAACACUUUCACAAGGUGUAUCCCUUCCCCUCCUUCAACGUUAAAGACCUUCACACAGUGGACAACGGCGUCAUGGAACACCUGGUACCGGAGAUGGAGAAGGAGGAGGGGGAAUGGGAUGUUCUGAUAGGUCACUUCCUGGGGGUGGACCAUGUGGGUCACAGGUUCGGACCCUACCAUCCCGCCAUGGGGGAGAAACUUACACAGAUGGAUGGGGUCAUCAGGUCUGUAGUGUCCAAGCUGACAGAGGACACAGUGCUGUUUGUGAUGGGGGACCACGGCAUGACCAGGACUGGAGAUCACGGUGGAGACAGCACAGACGAGGUGGGAGCAGCUCUCUUCAUGUACAGUCCCGCCAAACUUCUCCAGGGGGCGUUACACCAACAGGAGGACCAAGCUGUGUCGCAGAUCGACUUUGUGCCAACUUUGUCUCUCCUCCUGGGUCUUCCCAUCCCCUUCUCCAACCUGGGCAUGGUCAUCCCUCAACUCUUCCUCGCCUUCUCUACUACCAAAAACCAAACAAACACAGACUGGGCACAAAACAUCACAGGAGUUGAAGCCUUGAGAAUAAACGCAUUCCAGAUCAAAAAGUAUCUGGAGGUAUAUGCAAGAUUGGGCGAAGACCUACCCAAGGAUGUGGUCAGUAAAUUACAAAAACAGCUCACAGAAAUUGACAACGCAUAUCAAACAGCGAUAAAUGGAGAAGCAUCCAUAGACGAUGCUCUAGCAGCUCUGAAGAGAGCAAAGGAAGGAUACAUCAAGUACAUAUCAGAAGUGAAAGAAAUGUGUCGUAAGGUGUGGGCCAAAUUUGACAUGGUUUCAAUGGUAUGUGGUUUUUCUGUUUUGUGCAUAGCCUGUAUAGCAAGUGUUUGUAUAACUAUGCAGUCACACGACAGGAGAGUUGUAUAUACCGGUAAUCUGGAAGCCCAGCUGUCAGGCAUAGCUGUUGGUGUGGGGCUAGGCUUCAUCUUUGGCAUAGUCUCAGAGAUUUGCCUCACCGGUACAAUAACAACGUCGUCGCUGGCCCCUUUCAUGUUACCGUGCCUGGGCAGCUUCAUUGGCUACAUGUCCCCAGCAUGGUCCAACAAGUCCUCAAAACAAACAUCAAAGGUCCUAGAGCUGUGGAGAACGCUGAGAAAACAGCCCAUUGACUGGAUAGUGGCCACUUCGCUGGUCGGGUGGAACGCCUGUGGCCUGGGAGCUAACAGUUUCCUGAUCAAUGAGGACACCAUCACAGCAUUUCUCCUGCAGUCUCUGGUGUGGAGUCUACUCGUGGCUGCAAACUUCAACAGGCAAAGUGUGCCCAGUAAGGAGCAGACCCAGAAGAGGGCUCGGGUGGAGAAGAGUUUCGACAUUGGAAGAUACAUCACGAGACCGAGUCUCCUGCUGCUGUUUGUUGUGGUGGUGUUUAGCGUCUGCGUCAGGUUGUCCAUGUUCUUCCGUGCCUGUCGGGAAGAGCAGUGGUGGUGUGAGACCCCGCACUUCCUGAAGUCACUGUCGACUAUUGAAGGGGGGCACAAAAAUGCUCGCUACUUCUUUGCGGCCGCGUGCAUGGCGCUCAUUCCCGUGAGCCUGCGCCUGUUCAUGAGCAAGAGCGGAAACAUGGACAGCGUGACGCCGACGGUACUGAACGUGAAGUACGCCCUACCGGUGGCGGCAGUGUGCACGUCGCUGUACUGGGCCAUGCAGGCACUGCCGCAGCGUGUGUUGGACAACCUCCCCGCCUGGGAGCAGGUCAUCCUCCCCCGAGUCGUGUACGUCAUCAUCUUCAGCUCCUUUGUCUCCCUCAUCUGGAAGCCGCUCUGUCUCCUCCUGCAGAUCGACAGGAACUACUACGGGCCCGACAGAACGCUCCAGAACGGAGGCCGAGACAGCAGGCACCUCUCCAAACUCUACAACCAGGUCAAGGGCCGGGGAACAACCCUCCCGCCGAGAAACGGGAACCCGGCAAAGGAGGAGUGGGAUGGGGGCGAUGCCACGAAACGCAUCCCUGCGGUGUACGGACUCGCCACUGUGUACUCGGCUGCGUCCCUGGUCACCACAGUGACGUGCAGCCAGCUGCUGGCCCUGUUGUUAGGUGACGGGCUGGCCCCAGCUGUGCUGCUGUUACUGGUGCAGAUGGGGCUGUACCUGGAGUUCCACGCUGCUGUUAAGAGAACCCAGGCUAGGAAGGAAGGCCUCAGCCAACCAGGCUCAACAACAGUGCUAUCCCAGGUGCCCUGGCCAGUAGUGGUUGGGUGGGGACUGAUGACCAGUCAGUACUUCUUCUACACCGGCCACCAGGCAGCCAUACCGACCAUCCGCUUUGAGUCAGCAUUCACAGGGUUCUAUGGAGACUUCGACAACAACCUUGUCCCGGCCGUGCUGAUUGGCUUGAACACGUUUGCCUCUCAGGUGCUGUUUACAGUGUCGCUGCCCCUGCUGCUGGUCUGGCCGUUCUGCCGAGGGAAGUGGAUGGACAAGAAGCUGGCAGCCAGUCACCAUGGUAACCAGGAGGUUCUGGAUGAGCUGCAGAAGGGAGAGUUUGUUCUGCACGAGCACCCGGUGGAGUACCGCCUCAACAGCCUCCGACUCUACAGCAUGUACCUCUUAUUCAACCUCAUCAAGCUGGGAGGCACCAUGGUGACGGCCGGGUACCUGCGUAACCACCUGAUGGUGUGGAACAUCUUUGCUCCGCGGUACGUGUUUGAGGGCGUGUCCUUCAUGGUGGUCUGCAUCACGAUGCUCCUGUCCUACCUGCUCCUGCUGCGUGUGGACGACUCCCUGGCAGCCUGGGUGGGGAAGCUCAGGGACUAUUGUAAGACACAGUAGGGAAAAUAUUUGACACAUCGUAUGGUGUACAGGGCAGUGCCUAGCCUGUGUUACACACAAUCUCUCACUGUUGGGCUAAUCAAGCCUCUUCCCUGGCUUCCAUCUUCCUUGGGGGUUAUGGACAGUAAGAUUUGGCAAAAAUAGAAUCAAUAAUUGGCCAGGGGAGUCAAUCAAAUCGCUGUGUACAUAUACACAGUUCUAAGUAUGACAAAGGGACAAUGCAUAACAAAGCCAAUGCGUUUUCAGGGUAGCAAAACAAAACAUAUUCUGAAUUAGAAAAUCUUUAUGAUAAUGACAUUUUGCCUUUUCUUAGCACAUUUUGUCAUCUUUUUGCAUUUGAAACAGCCCAGAAACAAGCUACAUGAGGAGCCCCAUUAUUUUUUGUUACCACCAAUA